AUGGUAAUGAAAGGAAACAGUAAACGUAAGAGUAUUUCCUCUAUUAUUGUGGCUGUCUUAUGGAUAAAUCAUCCAGAGGGAGACAUAGACAAGAUCCCUCAAAAGAUGUAUGACGACCUGCCUACGUCGUCCCAAGCAGUAGCCGAGGUAGAGGACGACCCCAUGUACCCUCUGUGCUGGGAUUGCCAUUUUUACGCUGACUGCAACAUUGUCGGCUCCUCCCACACUUGCACUUGCAAGCCAGGAUACACAGGGAACGGAAAAAGCUGUAUCAACCCUUGCCAGCACACGGUGUGCCCUGAGGGAAGCUUCUGCAACCACACCUUCACCGGGAGCUUCUACACUUGCACCAAAUUCCCAGCGUGGUUGGUUGAGUCCCCGUGCCCAGACGGUCAAGCUGGGAAUGGCACCGUCUGUGGCCUCGACAGUGACAGAGACGGAUACCCUGACGUGGCUCUGGAGUGCCUCGACCAACGCUGCGCUCAAGACAACUGCGUCUACGUCUACAAUCCGGACCAGCUCGACGCCGACGGUGACUACGUGGGCGACGCCUGCGAUCUCGACAUAGACGGAGACGGGAGGAACACGAGAUUCGACAACUGCCCUUUGGUCAUCAACUUCGACCAGGCAGACUACGAUGACGAUGACCACGGAGAUGCAUGUGACAACUGCUACGCCGUCAAAAACCCGAGCCAGCGUGACAUAGACGGUGAUGGCUUGGGUGACGAAUGUGAUGAUGAUGCGGAUGCUGAUGGAAUCCCCAAUGCCAAUGACAACUGCAUCAGUGUUAGUAACCCUGAUCAACUGGACUCUGAUGGAGACGGCGUUGGCAACGCUUGUGACAAUUGCCUUCAAGUACCUAACUCUUUUCAAAAUGACACAGAUGAAGACCUUGUUGGCGAUGAUUGUGAUACCAACAUUGACACUGAUAGCGAUGGCGUCCAGGAUGAUUUAGACAACUGCCCGAACGUUGCCAAUCCAGACCAGCGCAACCACGACGGCGACGCAGCUGGCGACGCGUGUGAUGACGACGCCGACGGAGACGGCGUCCUCAACGGCGUCGACAAGUGUCCUCUCGUCCACGACCCGGACCAGCUCGACGUAGACGGAGACGGCGUCGGAGACGUCUGCGAAAACGACUACGACCAGGACGGCGUCCACGACGCCCUCGAUAACUGCCCCGAAAACAAUGCGAUUUUUACCACAGAGUUUGUGUACGGGAGUAUUCGGUUUGGCGGCGUCGACUUCCAGGGAACAUUCAUCGUCGAAGCCACAGACGACGAUUUUGUUGGGUUCGUCUUCAGGUUAGUCCAGAUUGAAGCUGCUGUUAUGACCACAUUUGCAAUUCUCACAAACUGA
This is a messenger RNA of Penaeus vannamei (Pacific white shrimp), 1359 nucleotides long. NCBI's taxonomy places the organism in Eukaryota, Metazoa, Arthropoda, Malacostraca, Decapoda, Penaeidae. The record is from RefSeq and is a predicted model, not a curated record.